Messenger RNA from Dufourea novaeangliae, 518 nucleotides. It is a transcript of the gene mRpS17, whose product is annotated as 28S ribosomal protein S17, mitochondrial. The transcript has 4 exons. Gene Ontology annotation, biological process: mitochondrial translation. The record is from RefSeq and is a predicted model, not a curated record. Bases 21 to 518 code for a protein of 165 amino acids. Lineage: Eukaryota; Metazoa; Arthropoda; Insecta; Hymenoptera; Halictidae. Gene Ontology annotation, molecular function: structural constituent of ribosome. Gene Ontology annotation, cellular component: mitochondrial small ribosomal subunit.
GUGUACUCAGUGUACUGCAGAUGGCACAGAAAAAAUUAGUUAAACAAACCCUGACUUAUUUGUUGGGAGUGAGUGUACCAACAUCUAAACAAAAUGCUGCUAAAAUACGUAUACGUCGAUUAGAAUUUGAUAAUCACCUUAAAAUGCAUUUCCCAUCAUACGAAUUUGUUUACGCCCUUGAUUCUGAAAAACGUUGUAAAACCGGUGAUACAGUGUUGAUACAAAAUUUACCAGAGAAGAUAACGCGUCUCAUCUCUCAUAAGGUUAUUGAUGUCAUUUACCCAUUAGGUGAUAUUAAAGAUCCUAUAAGUGGUAAAAAAUGUGUUGUAGGAAAAUACAGGGAUACAAUAAAUGAAGAUGCUGAAUUAUUUGGAAAAUUAAAGAAUGCAUUUGAUUAUGACGAAGCAACACCAAGAGGAUCAACAGAAGGUGUAAGAGACUUUUCAAACAAAAAGACUUACGUCAAAUAUAAUGAUGAUUCAAAGAAUUCAGAUCCAUAUGCUGUAGAUCCUUCUUAG